Messenger RNA from Suillus paluster, 749 nucleotides. RefSeq lists its product as uncharacterized. Lineage: Eukaryota; Fungi; Basidiomycota; Agaricomycetes; Boletales; Suillaceae. The record is from RefSeq and is a predicted model, not a curated record. The transcript is spliced from 4 exons. The coding region runs from base 221 to 448 and encodes 75 amino acids.
AGUCAGGCUAAUGGACACUCUGGCGGUACCUCUGUCACUUGCCUUCUUCCCAACGUUCCUCCCGCCCCUCCUGCCCCCGGUGUCUUUUUGCCCGCCCUCUCCGCCUAACGCACGCGACGCCGCACACCCCAGUGACACAUUAGCCUCAACGCUGUCAGCCACAACCACCGUGACCACCACCACGAUCACGACCUUCUACUGUCAACAAACAGCCUGCUUCAUGGACGUCGGGACUCCAUUCCCAGCUCUGUUAUGGCUGGUGUUCUUAGCACAUAACAUGUGUGCGCAGCGAGGGACCAUCACGAUCGAGGGUUCAACGCUCAGCAUUAACUGCUCACACACUCGUACCUUGCACGAUUUGACGAAAGGACCGAUCUCAAGCAGCGUGCGGAUGGAUCAGCUUAUUGAGCUAGGCAUGACCGACGGACUGAUUCAGAUGAGGACUUAGGCGAGGGACUUACCCGAGCCAUUGGCUUGCCUGCAUUGCCAUUGAGAUCGCUCUGACAGAUGUGACUCGUAAGGACUCCGGUAAUAUGCCAUGUAUCUCAGUAUUUUAGAUUUCCUCUAUUCCAAGAUCUCCAUUGCUCAAGCGGCAGUGAAAUUCGUUCAGAAGCAAGCACGUUGAAUAACUCGUCGAGAAACUACUAGUAAAUCAUGCAUCGUGCCAUCAACCAUACUGCACCGAUGCGAAAGCAGGAACACGACUCACUGUAGUUCACCGUCGCGACAUGCCACUCACAACGACGGAU